AUGUUGGGUAUCAUAAUAGUUUAUACAAUCGCGUUGUUCCACCACUUAUCUGAUGGCAUGAGACUGUCGCCGGUCGUCAUUUCAUGUCAGAAUUCAAUGGUGAUCGAUCAACUGAGACUAAUUGCAAUGAACGGUGCAUUGGAAGAAGUAAAAGUGACGUGUCAAUUCAAGAAAAAUUUAGCAGCAAAGUUGAAAGCAUCAUGCUCAGGUCAAAAUAUGUGUAAGGUGUAUACACUUGUCACUGAAAAAUUUUGGUCCAACGAUUACAAGGAUAAAAGUUGCUCAGGUGUUUCGAAUUGGAAGGUAGAUUUUGAUUGCAUUUCAGAUGUAAAAUCAACCCAUAAUCUCAAGUCUCGUCUUGACAAAAAUCGUCCACAACAUUUUUAUCUCAAACGUAAUCGAAGUGAGGGCAUAGUACCACCAAAUGAAGCCAGUGUUUUAUCCGGAGAUCAAAUUAAAUUUAACACGGUCAACAUCUCAAAUGCUGGUGAAGUCGAUAAAAAAAUUUUUCGCCGUAAUUUAACCGACCAUGAAAGAGAUAAUAAGGUAGAGAGGCAAAAGAGAGACGAAGAUGACGACGAAGUCUUUAAGAAUCUCUUUCAACUUUAUUUCACAAACUCCUUUCGAUACAUUAAUUAUUUGAAACGCUACGAAGUUAAAAGAUUAUUUGCAGGUUUGAACGAACACCACGAAAAAGCAGCGUGGUCCAAAGUUUUCUGUCCAACCUCGGACUCUCAGGUCACCAACGACAACAGAACUAUGGCACUCUUGAAUGCUACGUUAAGUGAACUUUUGCAACUGUACAAGCAAAAGGAACAGGUCCAGGUAAACAUGAACAAGAUGAUGUUGCUGAAAAGCUUGAACGAAAUAGAAUGUGUGCAGAAUAGCGUACUGUCUGAUGAUCGGCAGUGUCUCGCCGACCCUUCAUUGGUCCACAAAAGAGUUUAG
Molecule: messenger RNA, 948 nt
Organism: Helobdella robusta
Lineage: Eukaryota; Metazoa; Annelida; Clitellata; Rhynchobdellida; Glossiphoniidae
Exons: 1
Coding region: 1-948 (315 amino acids)
Source: RefSeq, a predicted model, not a curated record